GUGAUGCUCAACAAAGUUCCGUGACGUGUAUAGAGGACAGGCUCUCAAAACCAGCUCUUUGCUAUGCCUACUACGCUCGAAUUCCACGGUCGCAACCCCAUCACAUUCGAAUCUGCUGAAAAAGUAGAAGCGAACGUCAUCCGCCAGCUAGGUUACGGUCCUGCAGCAGCAGAGCUCCGGCAGGAACUUUGGAAGGAGAGAAGAGAGAUUGAAGCCAUUGCUAAACAUCACCUUGGAUUAGGAAGUGAGCUCAGCUACACUGUCCUCGAGCAGUCGACAUGGAUCCAAGGCGGCUUCAAUAUUUGCGUACCUAUUGAGGCAAAUCUUGGCAAGUUAUCGAAGAAACUUAUCUUUCGAUGCCCGAUGCCACACAAGCUUGCCGAAAGCAUAUACCCCGGCACGGUAGAUGAGAAGCUCAGCUGUGAGUUGGGAGCAUAUAUGUGGAUGCAGGAUAAGUGCCCUGAUAUCCGUAUCCCUCACUUAUACGGCUUUGGCUUCUCGGACAGCCGACAUUUCGGCCAAUUUACCCACGCAGAGCACCGACCUCUCCAUGUGCGCCUCUCCCGCCUGUUCUGGCAGUGCUUUUAUAGCCUCUUUCGAUACCCUACCCUAUCACAAUAUACGCCCCACCAGAAGAGGAGCAAUUUCCGUACGCCCUAUAUGCUGCUUGAGUAUAUAGACUCAAGCACGGGUGAGAUGCUUUCAAACACGUGGGAGGCACAACGGGAAGACCCGGCUUGCAGGAGGAGGUUGUUCCAAGGCAUAUCACGCAUAAUCUUGUCUCUCGCCCGUAUACCUCAGCCGAGAAUAGGAUCGUUUCAGUUCCACGACGAUUGUGCUGUGACACUGACAAACCGGCCGCUUACAUGUACAAUAGUAGCACUAGAGAAUGAAGGCACACAGAGGAUAGCACAAAAGGAUGACACCUAUGCGUCUACUGAGCCCUUCGUAUCCGACAUGAUUACCUUCCAUGACAAGCGCCUCCUCAACAACCCGAACGCAGUAUACGACGCUGGAGACUGCCGUACCCAGAUGACCCAGAGGAUGCUACUCCGGGCUCUCUCACAUCAAUAUAUCAACCGUGCUCGCCGUAAUGGGCCGUUUCUGCUGCAGCUUACCGACGUCAAUCCCUCCAACAUCUUUGUCGACAAGGAAUGCAACCUUACUUGCCUUGUCGACCUUGAGUGGAUAUGCGCUCUUCCUGCGGAAAUGCUUGCAGUACCAUACUGGCUUACUGGACGACGCAUUGACGAGAUAGAAGAGGAUCACUUAAUUAAGUUCAGCGAAAUACGACGGGAGUUUAUGGAUAUAUUAGAGGAAGAAGAGCAGGGUCUGGGAGAACAUAACAUUUCAAUAUCAGGAGCUAUGCAUGACACGUGGGAUUCAAAAGGAGUUUGGUAUUGGUAUUGUAUAUCGUCGGCGAAUGCUAUGCUUACUCUUCUUGUGGACCACAUCUGCCCUGCAUUUUCAGCAGAACUAUAUUCAGACUUCGAGGAGGUUCUGUCGAAGUUUUGGUGUGAGAAUGCAGAGGACGUUGUUCAACAAAAGGUUGAUGAUAAUAUCAAAUAUAAUGAGGAACUCCGACGGCGAUUCGGGGAAUCAGCAACUAUAUAGUGUAGAAGGAGGCAUUGGUCAAAUAAAAUA
Messenger RNA from Pseudogymnoascus destructans, 1644 nucleotides. RefSeq lists its product as uncharacterized. The coding region runs from base 64 to 1614 and encodes 516 amino acids. The transcript has 2 exons. The record is from RefSeq and is a predicted model, not a curated record. Lineage: Eukaryota; Fungi; Ascomycota; Leotiomycetes; Thelebolales; Thelebolaceae.